This is a messenger RNA of Paramacrobiotus metropolitanus, 872 nucleotides long. RefSeq lists its product as uncharacterized. The transcript is spliced from 2 exons. Gene Ontology annotation, cellular component: endoplasmic reticulum; endomembrane system; membrane. NCBI's taxonomy places the organism in Eukaryota, Metazoa, Tardigrada, Eutardigrada, Parachela, Macrobiotidae. Bases 300 to 803 code for a protein of 167 amino acids. The record is from RefSeq and is a predicted model, not a curated record.
GCAGACUGUUGUAAAACACCGACAACACGCGCGUGCUGCUUACUGCUCAGUGCUUAGUGCUUACACAGUGUUAAAGUAGUUGUUAAAAAUAUUUUGGAAUUAAUUUGUUUUACAGUUUUACCGCUUGAAAAAGUUAAACUAACCGUUAACCGAAGAGUUUUUUAACUCUCGAAUACGUUAUACGCACAUUCUUUCUGAAGGUGUUCGAGCACUUGGGAACUGUCCAAAUUUUAUCAUCGAGGCUCGAACGUUUGGUCGCAUUACAAGGUUUGACGCUAUUACAAAAAUUGCAGAACACAAUGUUCGGGAACCUCCCUACCGUCCUUUUUCUCGGAGUCGUGUUGUCUGCGGCAUCCGUUCGGGCAACUUGCAGUGGCGCCGAAGUGAAAGGCAAAGUGCAGUCCGUGGCGGACUCUACCGUCAGCCAGCACACCACUGUAGUUGCGGAUCUUGAGCUCACCUGCAAAGGCGGAGUGCCCUCGUCGUUUCCUCUGUACGCCGAAUACAACGGAAAACUCUAUGCUGCAGCCCGUAAUGAGGAGAAUCCAAAGAAAUAUAUAUAUCAAAUCAGUAUCAGCGACGAAACCAAGAACUUUGCUUCUUCCGGCAUUGCUAUUAAAGUUUAUGAUGAAGACGGCUAUCAGCUGGUUCGCAAAGGAAAUACCGGUGCUAAAGCCUUGGCCACUUUAGAUCACUCCAUUCGAUAUCCUUACUCGGGCCCUUCCAUUAACAGCGAGUUGUUCGUAGUUCUCACCGGAGCUGCUGCGGUUUAUAUUGCACAUGGAACGCUGUCAAAAAUGUGAUCUUCUCGUUGGGUUUGGUUUUAUUUCCUGUACGACUACUCCCGAUUCAAUUAAAUUCUGUGCAUGUUA